Arachis stenosperma is the source of this 2469-nucleotide messenger RNA. RefSeq names its product disease resistance protein RUN1-like. The coding region runs from base 1 to 2469 and encodes 822 amino acids. NCBI's taxonomy places the organism in Eukaryota, Viridiplantae, Streptophyta, Magnoliopsida, Fabales, Fabaceae. Gene Ontology annotation, molecular function: ADP binding; ATP hydrolysis activity. The transcript is spliced from 4 exons. The record is from RefSeq and is a predicted model, not a curated record. Gene Ontology annotation, biological process: signal transduction; defense response.
AUGUGUAGCAGGCCCGUUAGGAAAUACUGUUUCAACAGGAGUGACAAUGAUAUGCAUAUCAAGAAUGUUGUCGGAUAUGUUGGAGGCUUGUUGGGCACAAGAAAAUUGUUUAUUGCUGAGUAUGAAGUGGAAGUAGGAUACCGAAUAAAAGAUGCCAGUAAACUGUUGGUCCACUCAAAAUCAAAGGAGGUUCUUCUCCUUGGGAUAUGGGGAAUGGUGGGUAUUGGGAAAACAACAAUUGCCAAAGCCAUGUAUAAUGAAAGUUGUAGUAAAUUUGAGGGUAAAAGCUUCUUGGCAGAUAUUAGGGAAGUAUGGGAGCAAAACACAAGUCAUGUUUAUUUACAAGAACGUAUUCUUUUAGAUAUCCUCAACUUACCAAAAAUAAGAAUAGAUAACAUCGAAAUUGGAAAAAAGAUGUUAAAGAAAAGGCUUUCUAAUAAAAAAGUUCUUCUUGUACUUGAUGAUGUGAAUAAAAAGGAGCAGUUGAAUGCUUUGUGUGGAAGUAGUGAAUGGUUUGGUCCUGGGAGUAUAAUAAUAAUCACGACAAGAGAUAGAAGUCUACUUCAGGAUCAUAGAGUUGACCAUGUGUAUAGAAUGAAAGAAAUGAAUAAAAAUAAAUCUCUCGAGCUUUUUAAUCGGUAUGCAUUCAAAAAAGCGUCUAAUAGGCAAUAUCUUGAUGAACUUUCUAAAAAUGUAGUUGCUUAUGCUGGAGGAUUGCCACUAGCUUUGGAAGUCCUUGGCUCCAAUUUUCUUGGAAGCUUGGAGAGUAUUCCCGAUGGACUCAUAGACUCUCCUCAUCCUGUGCUGCAGAAGGUUCUGAAAAAAUGCGUGGAAGAUUUAAAUGAUACAGAGAAAGCCAUAUUCCUUGAUAUAGCUUGUUUCUUAAUUGGGAUGGAUCAAGAAGAGGUGAUCCAAGCAUUAAAUGCCUUUGGAGACUUGGCCAAAGAUGGAAUAAAAGCCCUUGAGGAUCGAUGCUUUAUAACAUUUGAUGAGAUGAACAAACUUAGAAUGCAUGUUUUGCUACGAGAUAUGGGAAGAGAAGUCAUUUAUGAGCAAAGGGGAGGAGAUCCUGCGUCAUGGAUCUAUGAUGUGUUCUUGAGUUUUAGGGGAGAAGAAACUCGUGCAACAUUCACCUCACAUCUCUACACUUCUCUUGCAAAUGCUGGAAUUUAUGUCUUUAGGGAUGAUGACGAGAUCCGGAGGGGAGAUCGAAUCUCCAUUUCACUACUGCAAGCAAUCAGAGCAUCUAGAAUUUCUGUAGUUGUGUUGUCAAGGCAUUAUGCAAAUUCAAGGUGGUGUCUGCAAGAGCUGGAGAACAUAAUGGAGUGUCGCAGGGCCAUAGGUCAGGUGGUUGUGCCUGUUUUUUAUGGUGUAGAUCCCUCUAAUGUGAGGAAUCAAACAGGUCUAUUUGGAGAAGCUUUUCAAGAUCUUUUAAAAAGAUUUUCAGUGGAUAGAGACAAGGAGAAGAGGUGGAGAAAAGCGCUUCAUCAAAUUGGUUCCAUUGCAGGAAUUGUGAUCAUAGAUUCCAGGAAUGAAAGUGAGGAUAUCAGUUUGAUUGUUGAAGAUAUCUCUGCUUUGCUAGAUGAUACACUCUUAUUUGUUGCACAACAUCCCGUAGGUGUAAAAUCUCGUGUGCAGCAUGUGAUUAAACUACUAAACCACCAAUAUGCAAAAGAUGUUCAACUGUUUGGAAUAUUGGGAAUUGGAGGAAUCGGAAAAACAACCAUUGCCAAAGCCAUUUACAAUCAAAUUCAUCGUGAUUUUGAGGGUUCUUCCUUCCUCGAGAAUAUUAGGGAAUUCUGGGAACUAAUAACUGCUCGAGUUAAUUUACAAGAACACCUUCUUUCUGACAUCUACAAAACAACGAAAAUAAGGAUACAUAGCAUUGAAUUUGGAAAAACUAUGUUGCAGCAAAAGCUUCGUCAUAGAAGGGUGCUUGUUAUACUUGAUGAUGUUGAUGAACUAGACCAACUAAAAGCUUUGUGCUGGAGCCGUGAAUGGUUUGGUCCAGGGAGUAGAAUAAUCAUCACAACAAGAGAUGAAAGUCUACUUAGAGUGCUUAAUGUUGGCCACAUAUCUAGAAUGUCAGAAAUGGACAAUGAUGAAUCUGUUGAGCAUUUUUGUUGGCAUGCAUUCAAACAAUCAAGUCCCAAAGAGGAUUUUGCUGAGCUUUCCAUAGAUGUAGUUGCAUACUGUGGAGGAUUGCCACUAGCUCUUGAGGUUAUUGGAUCUGUUUUGUUUGAUAAGAAUGUAAAAGAGUGGGAAAGCCUAUUGGAAAAACUAAAAAAAAUUCCAAAUGAUAAAGUACAGAAAAAGCUAAGAAUAAGUUUUGACAGUUUAAACGAUGAUACAGUAAAACAAAUAUUCCUUGACAUAGCUUUUUUCUUUAUCGGGAUGGAUCGGAAUGAUGUAGUACAUAUCUUGGAUGAAUAUGACGCUGAAAUUGGAAUUAGUGUUCUUGUUGAUUGA